Tarenaya hassleriana is the source of this 712-nucleotide messenger RNA. Its product is annotated as 60S ribosomal protein L35-2-like. Gene Ontology annotation, biological process: translation; maturation of LSU-rRNA from tricistronic rRNA transcript (SSU-rRNA, 5.8S rRNA, LSU-rRNA). The transcript is spliced from 4 exons. The coding region runs from base 108 to 479 and encodes 123 amino acids. NCBI's taxonomy places the organism in Eukaryota, Viridiplantae, Streptophyta, Magnoliopsida, Brassicales, Cleomaceae. Gene Ontology annotation, molecular function: structural constituent of ribosome; mRNA binding. The record is from RefSeq and is a predicted model, not a curated record. Gene Ontology annotation, cellular component: ribosome; cytosolic large ribosomal subunit.
AGCCCGAGUUACAUAAACCAUAACUCGUCUUCAACCUUUUUUUUCUAGGGUUUCUUACCACAGAGACAGUACGAGGCGCCCUUGAUAGAAGACUCGAAAGAGCUGCCAUGGCGAGAAUCAAGGUUCACGAGCUUAGGGAGAAAUCGAAAGCCGAUCUCUCGAGUCAGCUGAAGGAUCUGAAGGCGGAGCUUGCCCUCCUCCGCGUCGCUAAGGUUACAGGCGGUGCUCCAAACAAGCUAUCCAAGAUCAAGGUGGUGAGGAAGUCGAUUGCACAGGUUUUGACUGUGAUCUCGCAGAAGCAGAAAUCUGCAUUGAGAGAGGCAUACCAAAACAAGAAGUUUUUGCCACUCGAUCUCCGUCCCAAGAAGACUAGAGCUAUCAGAAGGAGACUCACCAAGCACCAGGCAUCGUUGAAGACGGAACGGGAGAAGAAGAAAGAUAUGUACUUUCCAUUGAGAAAGUAUGCCAUCAAGGUGUAAGCCGUUGUCUUGCUCCAUCUAGUGUUUCAUUUUCUUCAAUGCCGGUUAAAGACUAAAGAGUUCCAAACUCGAAUCUUUUGCCAUCAUAUAUCUAUUUGAAUUAGAGAUUUGAUUUGCCCAAAAAAAUCUCCAGUAUGACCAUUGUCAUGAUGGUUUUUCUUUGAGCUUUCCGUAUUUUACGUCUACUAGCCCCAAAAGUUAAAUACAUAAAUAUUCUAAUUUUUGGUGGUUAA